This is a messenger RNA of Grus americana (Whooping crane), 2702 nucleotides long. It is a transcript of the gene PMAIP1, whose product is annotated as phorbol-12-myristate-13-acetate-induced protein 1. Bases 140 to 304 code for a protein of 54 amino acids. The transcript is spliced from 2 exons. NCBI's taxonomy places the organism in Eukaryota, Metazoa, Chordata, Aves, Gruiformes, Gruidae. Gene Ontology annotation, biological process: apoptotic process; DNA damage response; release of cytochrome c from mitochondria. The record is from RefSeq and is a predicted model, not a curated record.
UGUUGCCGCCGUCGUGCCGUGCGGUGCCGUGCCCAGCCGUGCCGUGCCGUGCCCAGCCGUGCCCUACCGAUCCGUGCCGUACCCAUCCGGGCCGUACCGAUCCGUGCCGUACCGAUCCGUGCCGUACCGAGCUGCCGCGAUGAUGCCUGGCAGAACUCUGCGCAAGACCGCACCGUCCGCUGCUCCCGCAGAGCGGGAGGUGGUGGCGGAGUGCGCCGUGCAGCUGCGCAGGGUAGGCGACAGGUGGGACCUGCGGCAGAAGAUCCUGAACCUCCUGACAAAGCUGUUCUGCCCGGAAACGUGAGCUCCCGUCGAACACGGUGCGCUGAAAAGCAAGGGAAGACCUUGGCUUUGUGGAUUUGGAACAAGAGACUUCACCGACACUGGAAGAUGAAGAAAGCUCUUUGUGUUGUAUUUUGCUGCCUGUAGCCACUGAAGGAUGGUUACGUGAUUUCUUUGAAGAAUGUUACAGCAAUAUUGCCAUAUGAAUGCCAGAUGGGAAAAAAAAAAAAGAUAGUGAUGGGCAGAGCCCCUCACCAUGCAAUGGGGAGACUUGGAGCAAGAUGGAACUUGCCCUUCAGCCUGGUCUGAGCAGACUUCCAGGAUCCUGGUUUCCCCAGUCGCCCUCUGGUCCUCAUGUCUCACAGCUACGUUUCACCGAGGGGCUUGGACCACCUUUGGGAUGAAGCCAAAACAAGUGUCAAUGUCUUGGAACUUGGGAUCAUAUAUCAGAAGGCAAAAGCCAGUUGCUCAGUUUCUGACUGCUCAUUUUUUAAAGCAUAGAUUCUGCUGGACAGGGUUCUGGUGGUGGGAUUAUUUCAUCUGUUAAGUCAACCUCUAGCUUUAUUGAAAGGUUAUUUGUUACACGAUAUUGCUUUAUGGACUAAAAAAUACAAUUCGAUGAAUUAAUAUGAUGUUGCAUAGUUCUAGUCUAUAUUUUAUAUACAUGUCUUUGUGUAUAACCGUUCAAUAGAAGUAGAUCUUAAAGCUGAAUCUAAGUUGAAUCUCAGGUUUUCUUGAGACUGUUAUUUACUCAAAGAAAGCAACUACCUCUCUUUGAAGAAAUAAUAGAAUUUAAUGUUACAGUCGGUACAGGAAGGCAGCCUUGGAUUUCUGAAUGUUUAGUUAUACUUAGAAGUGAAGGUUCUUCCCUUGUACUUUAUUUCCAUUUCAUUUCAUGGCAACAUCAUUUUCGUUCUGGAAUGAUGAUGCCACUGUAGCACAUCGAGUGGAUGGAUGGUGAUGCAUUAUGCCUAUCUCACUGAGGGGUUAUUACCCUUGCCUGGCUUUGGAGGAGCUGAAUUAAGCAUGCUGAUUGCUGUCAAGGCAAACAGUAACUCUUCUUGUCAAUUCAUGUCAGACACAAUCCUAAAACAGUAUUUUGUCAUGAGUGCAAGAUAUCAAGAAAAUGUCUGAAGUUGAUGAUGUUUUGUAGCUACCUCUUAGGUCAAUGGCCAGAGUCCCCUCUCUUAACUAACCUUGUAUGUAAGUACAUUGGCAUUGUAUAAAGCUCCAUAGUUGCACUUUCUGAAUUCUGGGUCUGUUCAAAUUACUUUUUUUCCUGCCUUGUAGUGAAUUCUUGUUUGUAUUUAUAAAAUUAAUUUUUUUGUUAGGUCUUCUGAAUCUGCCUUUGCAAAAUUGUCAUUACAUAGCUCUGGUCACUCUGUCACAAACAACUGUAUAUGGCUGUUACUUGUUGCCACUGAUUUCGCUAAGCAGAAGCUGACCAACUUUGCCUGCUUUCCACAUGGAGGACUUAACCCCAUCCCAGGGGUGUUACUGGGAGCUUUGCCAUUGACUUGAGCCACAUGCAUGGUUCCCUCCUCCUCUAAGCCAGCUAAUACCUUUUCAGUGAGAACCUAAUGUUUCCAUAAUAGUUGUUAUUUGUCUUAAUACUGCAAAAUAACAUGUUUUGCUGACAUAUACAGAGAUCGUUUUUUCAGGUAUUAAAAAGUAAAUGCAAAGAGUUUCUGUUCGGCUAAACACCAGCUCCUAGACUAACGCUGCGUGCAACUUGGCAAAGUGGUUCAUCGAAGGCAGCCCCAACUUCAAUAGAAGGGCUCCCGCUGUAUGACCUAGGCUUGGUGGAGGCUUGGAGUUUUCAUCAAGGACACUAAACAAUGAUCAUGACUGUCUGGGACUCUCAGGAAAAUUCAGCUUUAGCAUUCACAUCAGUACCUGAAGUGUAUUUGAAUGAAAGCGUUCUCCUCAAUGUAUGCUGCUUUGAAAUUCAAUAGGAAAUGAGGUGUGGGCCUCAUAGAGCCUGCCCAAUUCUUCAGGCUGUAGCCCACAUGAAUGUUAUGAAAAAAAAGUAUGUCCAUAAACAUAUUGUCAUGGGGAUAUCUAAGUUGAGUAUUAGCGCAGUAUUUUUCUGUCCAGAUUUGCAAAGACUAUUUGCCUAUUGUGAAAUGUUUUUAUGUUUCUUUGAGUAUUGUCAAAAGUGUUAGCAUUCACCAGGAGCUCAGGAAAAAGAUCUAGAUCCAAGCAAUCAGUGCCAGUAUAUAAGCAAGUGCUUGCUGAUGUCAUCCUUCCUAUUCCUUUUGUUACUUCGGCAAAGGGACCUGCUAUAUGACUGUAUCAACAUGAGUUUGUUUUUCUUACGGCCUAUUCUGGAUAUGGGCCAGAGGUUUUGCUGUAUGCCCUGUGCAUGUAUGUCUUGAAUUCUUGCUGAAAUAAUAAAUACAAAGCAUUUGCAAGAAAAA